Molecule: messenger RNA, 2025 nt
Organism: Acanthamoeba castellanii str. Neff
Lineage: Eukaryota; Discosea; Longamoebia; Acanthamoebidae
Product: PH domain containing protein
Exons: 11
Coding region: 1-2025 (674 amino acids)
Biological process (GO): inositol phosphate biosynthetic process
Cellular component (GO): nucleus; cytoplasm
Molecular function (GO): kinase activity
Source: RefSeq, a predicted model, not a curated record
AUGGAGCGGGGUGAGUGGAAGGAACUGGCGGAUAUCGUGCCACAGGGGGACGGAGCGCUGGUCGUGUCGCUCGCCUCCUCGCCCUCGGCCAGGGCCUCUGCCAUCACCAACCAGGAGCUGCGCACGCAGUGGGAAACCACCUUCAAGCGCAACACCAAGCGCUGGACCGCGCAGCAGCAGCAGCGGGACGCACACUCCACUGCAAGCCUGCGCAGCAGCCGUAGCGAAGGGGUAGCCCUGAGCCCCACCGCCAGCAGACGCGAAAUAGCACGCAAAAAGAACGAAAGCGAAGACAAACGCGAAGAAAGCGACAAAGAGGAGGUGGUGCGGAAGUGGGUGCCGUCCGCCUGCACGGGCGCAGAGCUCAGGCGGCGCCUGACCAUCGAGGAGACCAUCCAACUGCUCAGCGAGGAGGUGAACCGGUGCGUGCUCAAGUCCCAGGCCCAACUGCAGCACCGCGGUGGCCGCAGCCUCGUUGCCUCCGCCGGCGAUCCGUCGUUUCUGCCGACAUCACCGGCCUCUUCCUCUUCGCUGCAGCUCCUCAACUCGGGCGAAUCACACUUUCAUACCACCACCACCGCCGCCAUGGACAAGCCGCACCAGCCGCUGCAACUCCGACCACUGCGGUCGCCCAAGGAAGUGCUGGCGGGCCUGGGCCGGAGCAGUGGCGGGAGCGCGAAGAAGGCCAAGGCGGCCGGCCGGAAGGGGAGGGCAGUGAAGACGGCCGGCACCGACGAGGACAGCUGUGGGGGCGACUUAGGAGGGUGGGACCCGCUGUCGACGACGUCGCCGCCGCCGCCGCCACCAGCGGGGAGCGAGGACGAAGCCAAGGUGGCGGUGGUGGGCAGCAACAGCCGCGCGACGGUGGUGAUGCUGCGGGGCGAGGUCCCCGAGCCCGACGUGUACUACUUCGCCAAGCGCAACGUGCGGGAGGGGUGGCUCGUCAAGCAAGGAGGGAGAGUGCAGUCGUGGAAGAAGCGCUACUUCAUCCUUCGACCGACGAACGGCGAGGAGGAACCCGGCAUGCUCUACUACUUCGAGCGGCUGCCAUUCAAGAACGCAAACACCCCGGCCAAGGGUGCGCUGUUAAUGCGAGAGGUGACCUCGGUGGACGAGAACGAUCUGCCGGGCAAGCCGUUCUCCUUCGCCCUGUGCACCCUUGCGCGCAAGUUCUGGUUCCAGGCGGCCAGCGUGGAGGAAAAGGUCGCGUGGACGCAGGCCUUCUCCGCGUUCGUGCUCGAGAACCUCUCGACGAGCCUCGAGAAGGUCGAACUCACUUCCGACCGCAGAACUCAAGACAAGCUGUACGUGAGCCACGACGAUCGGCCGUCGGUGCUCAAACCGCUGGUGGACCGAGAGGAGGCGAUCUACUAUCGCCUGGACCGAGCGCGCGAGGAAGUGGCCUCGUUUCCCGUUCGCCUCUUCUGUUUUUCAUCCGGCGUCACACUCAUCGAAGGGAAAGAGUACCUUUGCCUGGAGGACCCGCUGCACCACAUGAAGCGACCAAGCGUGUGCAGGCUCCGAUUAGGCGCCAAGUCCAGAGGUGAAGCCGGUCAGGACGCCUCUCUCGGCUUCAAGUUCGAGCAGAUCCAGGUCUAUCACCGCGCCACCGAUCAGUACGUCAAAAAGAGCUUUCCGCGCAAGAGCGGCAACAAGAAGGCGGAAAAGGCGACGAAGGAGCUGCUCCGGUUUCUGUAUGACGGGGAGCGCAUCCACUACGCGGUGGUGGACGUGCUGUUGGCCAGGCUGGCCGAACUCAUCCUCUGGCUGGAGAGGGACGCCCGGGGCGGAUUCCUCCCGUUCCUCCUGCUGAAGCCCACUCUGCUCCUCGCCUACGACACGGCCGAGCCCGAUGACGGCGAAGCCAUUCAGCUCAAGAUCAUGGAUUUCGAGCACUGCAAGCCCAAGCCGGCGGGUCAAGAGGUCCAUUCGCUCUCCUUUCUUAACGGGGUGCGGCGACUGUGCAAGCUGCUUGAUCGGAUCUACUACGAAAAGUCCCUCGCAGACAAGGUGGCCAGGAAGUGA